AUGAGGUUUGAAGGCCUCUCAUCUCUAGCCUUGUUUGCCUUGGCGGCCUCACACGCCAUCGAAGUUCGCGCCCCUGCUGAAGCCGCUGUAGCGGCAACCGCUGGCGACCAUGAUAAUGGCAAGGAUUGGCACCCUCAUACUAAGGAGCCACACUUCUUCAACUUGAGAGUCAACGACCGAUGCGACCCAUUCCACAGGCCGCAACCGGAGACCCUGAAGUCGCAGUGCCCAUUUGAUUCCUAUGCGAUUAGGCUAGAAAAGGGAAUCCUUGUUGCAACACCCUACAACAAAUGGUAUGAUCCCAAGCUACCGACCUUCUUCGUGGACGAUGAUACCCAGCUGUACACCGUCAGCAAGGAUCCCCUUCAACUAUACGUUGACUCAGUCACCGGUGCUGUGAAGUACACUAAGGUCGGAUGGCUCCCACCGAGCGCCAUCUCCACUGGUUUCUAUCAUACUGGAAACAACCCCAUCCAGCUCGUCGACCCGAGCCCGUCAUACCUCACCUGGCCUUCGACGUACGGUAUCACCAAGGGUGGGAACUUCGCCAUUUGCCCACUUGGCAGCACCGGCCAAUACCAGGUCUUCGUCAACAACUGGAAUUUUGACCAGCAGGGUGUGGAGAAGAGGCGCUGCAAGUACUAUGCGCUCGCGGCAUUGAACGCGAAUCCGUGGAAGAAGGAACAGUGGCGUCUGAAGGCACGCGACGAUUAUCCUACCUCAGACGAUGACAGCUACCCCACCUGGGGCGAUGACAGCGGCGACUCCUGGAGUGACGACAGCGACGACUCCUGGAGUGAUGAUGAUGACAGCUGGGGCAAGGAUUCCAAAGACGGUUACAAGAACAAAGAUGACAGCUACGAGACCAAGGAUCCGGGCUACAAGACCAAGGACCCGGGCUACGAGACCGACGACGGCUAUGAGACCAAAGACCCGGGCUAUGAUACUUGGGAGAAGGAUGACCCCAAAGAUGAUGGUUACAAGCAAAAGGAUGAUAGCUACGACACCUCUGAUGAAUGGUGA
This is a messenger RNA of Didymosphaeria variabile, 1023 nucleotides long. RefSeq lists its product as uncharacterized. Bases 1 to 1023 code for a protein of 340 amino acids. The record is from RefSeq and is a predicted model, not a curated record. The transcript has 2 exons. Lineage: Eukaryota; Fungi; Ascomycota; Dothideomycetes; Pleosporales; Didymosphaeriaceae.